AUGGGGGACUCCUUAGAGGAUUUAAGGUCUAAGAUUAUUGCUUCUAUGGGUAGCAAUAAUGGCGAAAAUAACGGACAAAACACAGCUCGAUUUCAACCCUCAAAACCAUCGAUGAGCAAUAGCAGCAAACCCGCCCAGCGAAGAGAUACGAGAGGUUCUCAAUCUGUCGAAAGAAGACGUGGGGACGAAAACCGCUCUAGAUACGGCGGGAACUCUAGGAACUAUGGAGAAUCAAGGUAUCAAAGCGGAGGCAGACAGAGAAUUCAGCAAAAUCGUUACUAUGAAAAGAAGAGUCUACCUCCAAGAAGACGGCGAGAUGAGGUAGACUGGGAAACGGUUGUAUCAAUUGAUCAAAGAGUCCGUAUGAGACCAACAAGAUGGGAUAAGCCACCAAGUGGUUUUGAAAAGGUUCCCGCAGAGAGAGCCAAGUUAUCUGGUCUAUUUCCAUUACCAGGACAACCUCAGGACUUAGAUGAAACGAAAUUGGAAGGCAUAGUUUCCAGCGGAGUCUUGACCAGAAGAACUAGAAUAUUAUUUGAAGAUCCAACGCAAACGAAUAUGGCUCUGACUAGAUCAAACCGUCGACUGGUGAUCACCAGUGUUGACCAAGAAUUCAAUUCAGAUGAGAAGGUCGUGCUACAGUUGACAGAGUUUGUCAAGGAAAUAGAUGCCUCACAAGAGUUAAUUUCUCACUUGUGGCUUCAAAGCAACAGGCUUAUGCUAGAGCUUUCGAGUGAAGAAAUGGCUACCAUCGUUCUCAGUUGUCAAAAAUUCAUUGAAAACAAAAUGCAGCGGAAGUUUAUAUGGCAGCGACCAGGAGAAUUUGUCGGGAAGAAAAAAGUCGACGACCCGAUAUGUGGUACUGAUGUUGUUGCAAUAUUAGACACUGGCGCUGAAAAUGAAACUACAGCUAAGAAUAUCUUGCAGGAUCACCAGGUUGCAUACAAAUGGAUGAGACUUAUAACGAUAGGAUCCGAAAAGGAAUCUACUGGUACCAUAUUAUUCGAGCCCCAGGGACCCACUGAGUCUGUUCAAGAAUUGAAGAUAAUCAAACCCAACGAAUCAAAACUCAAUCAGGAUUUUGAAGAGAUCACAUUUCAGAAUCUUCCACGUCUCGUCACCAGACCGGAUCACGAAGCAUCCAAGGUCAUAUUACUUCUGAACUGUGUUGAUCCACUCGACCUCAAAAACGAGGAGUUUGUAUCUGAAAUAAGAGAUUCAAUGGAGAACUCGUCUCGAAUUCAUGCCUUGGGCGAAGUCGAAAGUGUCAAGAUUCCGGUACCUCGUGCUGAUUACAGAGUCAGUUUCGAAACGAUUGGAGAAAAUGUGGGUAAAAUUUAUAUCAAGUUCAAAGAGUUGGAUUCUGCUAAGAAGGCCAUGCAACAACUACCCGGUUCGAAGUUCAAUGGCAGAACCGUUCUUUGCACGUAUUUCAGCGAGAGAGACUACAACAUGGGCGUAUUGUAA
Lachancea fermentati is the source of this 1467-nucleotide messenger RNA. NCBI's taxonomy places the organism in Eukaryota, Fungi, Ascomycota, Saccharomycetes, Saccharomycetales, Saccharomycetaceae. The record is from the annotation of a GenBank genome assembly.